AUGGAACCCGCCGCUUGCUCGACUCGCGACCGCGCGGCGCACGUGUCAGACGUCCCCCUCUCUGUGCGGGGGCUACCGACCUCUUCCAAUGGAGACGGACCCAUUGGCUCAAGUUUGACGCCCCACCGGUCGCAACGAGAAGAAGACGAACGUGGACAGCAGCCGGCGGGACAAAUUGUUCGGACCCGUCACUCGACUGCAGUAUUGGCACUAACGGCGAAGCCCAUUGCUACUGUGCCGCGCCAAUGUGGUGAUCAGUUGGUCCAGCGUCGAUUGGCCGCUGCAGCUGCCCCGCCGUGUGACGAAUUCCGUCUCAUCGUGGAGGAUGCAGACGACCAGCGCGUUUUGGACGCACUGCCACCUCGUCGAGGGUCGAUUCCGAUCAUGGAGAACGAGAUGGACGACUCAGGACGAAGCAGUUGGUAUCAGAUGCCUCGACUUGUACGUGCUGCUUCGGGACGUAUGUCCAGGACCCCGACUCGAUCUCGUCCUCGAGAUCAUAGACGGUCGUUACCGCUGACGAGGAUAACUUUGAGCGAUCCAGAUACAGCAGCGAGAGGUGUGGGCGAUGGUACUGAAGAAAUACCUCUUGCCGGUGCAGCCUCGAGCCACCUUCCAUCGAUCUGUGUGGAGGAGGCCGUGGAAGGCGAGACGUUGGGCGUGCACAGGAGACAGCAGAGCAAUAGCCUAGGACACCCGGUGCCCACUUUGUUGCGGUCCAUGGCUAGCUACUUGGGGCUUUCGAUGGAGGAGACCUAUUUGUGUCAGAUUUGCUAUGAGUAUGCGCCGAUGAACACGUCGUUCGCUCUCUCGGUGUGCGGACACACAUUCUGUGAGACGUGCUUGAAACAGUACUUGGAGUUUAAGGUCAAUGAAGGACAGGUGUACCCUCGAUGCUUUUACGAGGACCCGGACGAUAAAACCGCGUGCAAGGCGGAGGUCUUGACGAACGAUAUACAAGCAUUGGUUUCAGGCAAAGUGUGGCAGAAGUACGAAAAGUUCAAGUUUAACAAGGAUCAUGAACUUGCCCGCCAGUGCCCCUACUGCGAUCAUUCGCAACUGUGUGCCGGCAGUGAUCAGCCAGAGUGCAUCUGUGAGGUUUGCAGUCGUGAGUUCUGCUUCGUGCACAGUAGUGCCCACCAAGGCCGCAGUUGUGCUGAGUAUGACAAGAAGAUGCUUGCUGUCGAAAAGUUGAACAACGCGCUGAUCAGCGAGAUCUCCAAACAGUGUCCGGGCUGCCAGAACAACGUGGAGAAGACAGGUGGCUGCAACCAGAUGAAAUGUGUGAUAUGCGACGCUAGCUUCUGUUGGAUCUGCCUCGAGAUCAUCGAUGACAGCGUUUUUCCUGAGCACUUUCAGUGGUGGAAUGUCCGUGGCUGCGCAGGCAACCAAAUGGUGGACACCGAGGGACGAGGAUCUACUCGACAGGGUGUCGGGGUGGUGACGCGCAUGCUCUUCUUUGUGCUGUUUGGACCUCCCGCCUUUGUGAUGGCUGUGGUGUUCUGUGUUGUCUGCUGCUGCUUCUUCCCGUGCACUGUCAGCGCUCGCCUUACCUUUCGGCAAGCGUUCACAACGUGUUUUUGUGUAUCCGGUUACGUUCUGCUCGCUCCAAUCGUACUCGCGUUAGGGCUGGUAGCUCUGGGCGUCUUCAUCGGUGGUAUCGCAUCUGGAGCUGCAGUGUUGGUGUGCGUGUCUCCCGUCAUUGGUCUGGUGCUGCUCUCUCGUCGCGAUACGUUCCAUUCGACGUCCACUCGACGGUCAAGCUACCGUCGCUCUAGUCAUGCUGAAAGUGGCCGAGCAAGCGAUAAUGACAACACACACGGUCAUUCGCCAACCGAUCUAACGACUUUUCGCUUGUCAACGUCGGACAGUGGGUAG
Molecule: messenger RNA, 1878 nt
Organism: Hyaloperonospora brassicae
Lineage: Eukaryota; Oomycota; Peronosporomycetes; Peronosporales; Peronosporaceae
Source: the annotation of a GenBank genome assembly